AUGACAGAAAGCGGGUUGAUCAGAGAACACAGAUUGCACCCAACACUCUCAUCUCCAUCGCUCGGGCAAAUGACAUGGGAAGCCAAGGUCACGAGAUGACGAAUUCCAAUGUGUUGUUUCGUGCAUUUUCUGGAUCAUCGGAAGAACUGUCUCAUGCCAGCGGAGAAGACAAAACUCAGAUUAAGAAGGAUCAAAAACCUAUCCGUGCGAUGACGAGCAAGGAGUACUCCAAAAACUAUCGGAGCAAACAGUUCCAAAAGGUGGCGAAACUCGAAGCAGAAGCCAAAUCUCUCCAGGCGGAAAUAGUGGCAAAACGUCCAGCGAUCAAGUGCAAGGAGGAAGAGAACUUGAUGUUACGGGCUGAGAAUGAUAUGAUGAGGCAGAAGCUAUCUCAAUGUUCUUCCCAGCUCAUGCACAAACAAGCGGAAUACAGAGCACUGAAGGAGGAGAUAGAAAGGAUGAAGAAGAACAUAGCAAGCAGCAUUAUAGGGUGCCCGGGGGUUCUGAACAACUUAGACUCCACGACCAUCCAGCUCCUUCGAUUCUCUCUCCUGCGCCAAUCUGGACCCUCCACCACCGAUCCACCCCCUCCCCUUCUCCAUCAACCCUUUCCUUGAUUCCUUCCUUCCUUACAUUGUAAUAGUUAAUGAACUCCCGAAUAUAACAAUGUUCUCUAGAAUUUCAGAGUAUUUCUCUAGAGUGA
This is a messenger RNA of Tarenaya hassleriana, 703 nucleotides long. RefSeq lists its product as uncharacterized. Gene Ontology annotation, biological process: positive regulation of DNA-templated transcription. Gene Ontology annotation, cellular component: nucleus. The transcript is spliced from 5 exons. The record is from RefSeq and is a predicted model, not a curated record. Bases 75 to 617 code for a protein of 180 amino acids. NCBI's taxonomy places the organism in Eukaryota, Viridiplantae, Streptophyta, Magnoliopsida, Brassicales, Cleomaceae. Gene Ontology annotation, molecular function: DNA binding.